GCUUCUGCCGCUCCUGAAUCUCCGCCGCCCGCGUGCUCCCCGGCACCCAGGAAACGGCCAUGCCGACGACCCUAGAGGGCGGCCCCGCCGCCGCGCCACCGCUGCCCCGCGCGCGCGUGGAGCUGGAGCUGGAGCUCCCGCUCGGCGCGGCGCCGUUCGACCUGGAAGCGGCCGUGUGCAGCCACGGGCUGUUCAUGAUGGCGCCCAACCGCUGGGACCCGGCCUCCCGCGCGCUCCUCCGCCCGCUCCGCCUCGCCUCCGACCGCUCCAGGUCCCUGCUCGCCCGCGUCUCCCGCCACCCCGCGCGCCCCUCCCGCUCCCUCCUCGUCUCCCUCUUCGGCGCCGACGCCCUCUCCCCGCUCGACCAGGACUGCAUCCUCGAGCAAGUGCGGCGGAUGCUGCGGCUGUCGGAGGAGGACGGCAGGGUGGUGGCGGAGUUCCAGGCGAUGCACGCCGCCGCGAGGGAGGCGGGGUUCGGCCGCAUCUUCCGCUCGCCCACGCUGUUCGAGGACAUGGUCAAGUGCAUCCUCCUCUGCAAUUGCCACAGAUGGACAAGAACAUUGGCAAUGGCUACUGCGCUGUGCGAGCUUCAGUUGGAGUUGAGACAUUCAUCUGGUACUGAAGUUCUUGAGUUAAGGACACCUCCAAUCAGGGAGCUUAAAAGGAAGCGCGGCAAGAAUCGGAAUGUCCGUGUCAAGCUAGAAACAAAGUUUACCGAGUUGGAGUGCUUGGAGGAUCCAAGAGUAGAAACCGCGGAGGAUGCAAGAGUGGCAACUGGUACUAGCGAUGUCAUAACACAUUUGGAAACGGAUGAAAAAUCGGCUAGCUUGCCCCAAGUUGCGCCUGAAACAGGCAGUGCAUGUCAGUCAUUUGAUUCUUCAGAGCUCAGCUUGGAAGGUUGCAUUGGAGAUUUCCCUACUCCGGAAGAAUUGGCGUAUCUGGAUGAAGACUUCUUAGCGAAAUGCUGUAACCUUGGAUAUCGAGCGGAGCGGAUUGUGUUGCUUGCACGCAGCAUUGUGGAAGGAAAGGUAUGCCUACAAAAUCUUGAAGAAAUGCAGAAAAUGUCUUUACCAGCUACAGAAGAGCUAUCUACUAUCCCGUCUACCUAUGAAAGACUGAAUAACGAGUUAACCACUAUCUCCGGAUUCGGCCCUUUCACUCGUGCCAAUGUGCUCAUGUGCAUGGGAUUUUUCCACAUGAUCCCAGCUGAUACCGAGACAAUUAGGCAUUUAAAGCAGUGUCAUAAAAUUGCAAGCACCAUCAAAUCUGUUCAUAUGGAAUUGGAUAAAAUCUACGGCGAGUAUGCUCCAUUUCAGUUCUUAGCAUACUGGUUCGAGCUAUGGGGCUUCUAUGACAAGCAAUUUGGGAAGAUCGCUGAGAUGGAUCCGUCCACAUAUAGGCUAUUUACUGCAAGCGCUUUAAAGAAGCAACAUCGGUUAGUUAGGAAAUAGAGCCUUUCUUUCGUUUGUGAAAGGGGCCCUGCCAAAAUCAACUUACAACAUAGAGGAAUUUUGAGAUUGUUGUAGUUGCUGCCUGUUCUAGUAAGCAGAAAGUCCGUAGCCUAUUUUCCCCUUCAUGAAUGCAUCUCAUACUUUAGGGGAACAGAGUCCUGCAAGUUUUUAGUUUGUAGCAUUCCAGACUGAACUAAUGUGUUAUCAGGUACUUCAAUUAAUUUAGUGGUCAACUUUAAACA
Triticum dicoccoides is the source of this 1693-nucleotide messenger RNA. RefSeq lists its product as uncharacterized. The record is from RefSeq and is a predicted model, not a curated record. Bases 60 to 1451 code for a protein of 463 amino acids. Gene Ontology annotation, biological process: base-excision repair, AP site formation; DNA repair. Lineage: Eukaryota; Viridiplantae; Streptophyta; Magnoliopsida; Poales; Poaceae. The transcript has 5 exons. Gene Ontology annotation, cellular component: nucleus. Gene Ontology annotation, molecular function: 8-oxo-7,8-dihydroguanine DNA N-glycosylase activity.